Molecule: messenger RNA, 2010 nt
Organism: Ostreococcus lucimarinus CCE9901
Lineage: Eukaryota; Viridiplantae; Chlorophyta; Mamiellophyceae; Mamiellales; Bathycoccaceae
Exons: 1
Coding region: 1-2010 (669 amino acids)
Molecular function (GO): protein binding
Source: RefSeq, a predicted model, not a curated record
AUGGCGUGGUCGUACCUCACCGGCGGUGCCGCGGCCGCGGCGCAGGAGCAACGAUCGACGAUCGACGCAUCCGCGAGCGACAUCGACCGCAUGAAAGCCGAACUCGCGCUCAAGGAUGAACAAAUCAAGCACGAACAAGCGCGCGUGUUGGCGCUCGAGUUGCAGAUUAAACUUCGCGAGCGCGACGAGCGCAUCGAACGGCUCGAACGCGAGCUGAAAGAGAGCGCGGAGAAAGCGCCGAGGUCGUCGUCGCACGGGACGCCGCAGUCGUACCCGCGCGCCUUCGCGUCGACCGCGCGCCCGCAAAACCGCGAGUCGGGAGGGACGAAACGCACGAGAGACUCGCGUGAUUACGCUUCAACCUCCUCGGACGACAAAGGUGACGACGACGGCGACGACGCGACGCGCUCGAGUCCAAACCAUGCCGUAAAAACGAAGACGUGUACCCCGUGGACGGUCGCGGAGGAGAAUUUCGUCAUGAACUACUUCGCUGGCGUCUGGGGCGGUAGUGCUGCGUCGCUCUUCCGGAACCGGGACUUUCUCGAGCGAUUGCGAGCCGUGAGUGGGAACAAAAGGACGAAGGGAGCGCUUGCGGCGAAGUGGUUUAAGGGUGGCCUCAGAAACGAACUCAAACGCAAAGCUGAAAAGUGCUUGCUGUACACGGAGGAGGAGGGAUUGAGGAUACCUUGCUGGAGUAAGGAGGAGGAAGAUUUCUUCAUGAAGCAUUUGAAGAAAAGUGGUUACCAAGUGAGCGAAGGAAGGUUCAUCCAUAAUUACCUGACUCAAGAUUUCCUCGAGCGUCUGGCUAAAAUGAACGGGGGCAUCAAACGAACUCAAAAGGACGCUUACAACAGGUUUUACAACACAACUUUUGAAAAGUACAAGAAGAAAUUACAAGCGACGGAGAAGGCGAGACAGGAAAACGGGGCGCUAACAAAGAAGCGAGAGAAGAAACUCAUCGAGAGUCGACCGACUGUGACCAAUGCCGACGGUCAAAUCACGGCAAAUGGCCGUAUCAAGCUUCAGAAGACGACCACGGCGAAGACCGGACCAAACGGUGAGAUCAUCCUGGUGCCGAUUCCCGGCGUCAAGUUUUGCCAUCGUUGCAAGCGCACGAACAGGGAGGGCAUGGAUUUCCAUGAGCAUAACUUCUCGACAUGUAUCAAGUGUCAUGACCGCGUAAAAGAAAUCGAAGAAGCGCGAAUCGCGGCCGGACUACCGCGCCGGGGAAAAGGUUCGAGCCCGCGCAACAAGCCCAAGGAAACCAAGUUGCCUCCGAUCGGAGCAGACGGCAAGCGGGACUUGUUGGCGUACGAAAAUAAAGAGAAAUGGUCCGAAAUGAUCAAGGCAGUCGUGGACGGUGACGUGCAAGUGUGUGCCGAUGUCAGAGAAAAGUUGAUCAAGGAUAAGCAGCUCUAUCGCAAUGUCGUCGCGUGGGAUAAAUCGAUCUUCUCCACCGCGGCGUUUUCGAGCAAGAAUCCGAUUCGUGUCAUCAGCUGGGCGCUAGCGAAUGGGGCGUCGCGCGAUGAAAUCAACGAAGAUGCGCUGAAAUGCGCUGUUGAGCGUAAACCGCACGAUACGAACGAGCCCACCGACGGGUGUGCGUACGUCCCGGCGGUCAAGGUUUUGAAACACUUGCACAAGAGUGGGUUUCCGGCGACGGAGGAUGUUAUACACACGGCGUGCGCGUUCGGCGACGUCGAUUGCGUGAGGUACUUGAAGGAGAACUAUGAAUGCUGCGAUUUUGAGAAUAUCUGGCGUGAUUUCAAGAGAUCUGACGGCGAAAACAAUGACAUCAUGAUCGUCGCCGCGCAGGAAGGUCACGUAGACGUUUUGAAGUACUUGUACGAAAACGACUGCGAUUUUUCAGUGCAAGACGCAGAACACGCCAUGCGAGUGGCCACGAGCCGCAAGCCUCGACGCGCUGAUGGGUUCGAAAAAGUCAAGGAGUGGAUGGAAUCUACGGCCGAAUGGCGAGAAUCGCAGGCUGAGAAAGAAAUAGAGGAAUAG